Molecule: messenger RNA, 1047 nt
Organism: Fimicolochytrium jonesii
Lineage: Eukaryota; Fungi; Chytridiomycota; Chytridiomycetes; Spizellomycetales; Powellomycetaceae
Exons: 3
Coding region: 1-1047 (348 amino acids)
Source: RefSeq, a predicted model, not a curated record
AUGCGCGUUCGACGUCUAAGACCGGCGUUGCAGGGCCCAACAUCCCAUCGACAUCCGACGCAAACAUCCUCACCGUACCUCGACUUCGAAUACGUCGCCGGGUACGCCGCAAACUACACCCGGAUGGUCGCCCCACGCCCGCGGCAUCCCCACUGGCCCCAUGGCAGACCACCAACACCAAUGCCUCCCAAGCGCAAUGGGACGACAUCCGCAACGUCAGCAGCAUGGGCGUCUCACCCCGCCGACGACCCGGCUGAAUGCCGGCGGAGGCAGGUGCGGAGUUGGGAUAGUUCGGGGUUCACGAAUCCGGCUAGUAUGUUGAUGGGGACGGCGCUGGAGAACAGUGUUGGGUUUGGGCAGUUCGUGGCGGCGCCUACCGGCGCGUUACAGCCAUUUUAUCGGUCCGGGAAUGCCAACAAUGGGACCGUGAAUCGGGCGGAGUAUCCUGUGAAUGGGACUACGGGGACGCAGACCAAGAUGGGUACGUUUACGGGGGUGACGGGCACCUCCACUGCACCGAAUGAAAACACUGCCGCGGACCCCAUGACCCGUAGUCUCGUCCCGCACGGGUUCAACUAUGCCCCGAACGCUCGGCUGCAUGUCCUCGGCACCUGGCGCGAGAGCGUCUCCAACGGCGUCCGGUGCUACGACACAGGCAAACCCGUCCACAACACCGUCUACGUCUUUUUCCGACGAUGGCGGCCGGAACUUAAAAGUCCGCGUAGCAGGCAACUCGGCAAGACAUGGGUAGGCGCCACGACGGGGCGUGCUCUCCGUCGACGACGCCUACGCCGUCAUCGCCACCUUCGGCCCCGACAACGGGCUCGCCAGCUACGAGUCCCAACCAUCACAUCGACCGGCGUGCCGAUGGCACUCAUCUACGCCCGCACCACCGUCCCCUCCUGCGUGACCGACUACACCGCGCAGCGCACGCAGUACGCGAAGACCUACCUCAUCCGCCGGUCGGCGAGCAGCUCGACGAUCUGGUGUAAGCCCGAGAUCCCGUGCCUGAUGGGCGACCCCCGCGCGCUCGCAGCUGGUUCUUGA